Messenger RNA from Didymodactylos carnosus, 1534 nucleotides. The record is from the annotation of a GenBank genome assembly. NCBI's taxonomy places the organism in Eukaryota, Metazoa, Rotifera, Eurotatoria, Philodinida, Philodinidae.
UAAAUGAGAUUUUAUAGAAAGAAUAUAUUGAAUUAAUUUUUUAAUUAUAUUUUCAAUUUUUAGUUUUAUCCUUUAUAUUUGGUGUCGAUUUAUGAUCGAUUAUUUUCAAAUGAAAAAAUUUAUUUUAAAAUAUCAACUGUGAACUGUUUCCUCUAUGAUCAUAAUUUUAUUUUGUUAUUAUUAUUUGUUUUCUUUAUUUCUUGUUAUCAUUAUUAUCAUGUCAUUACAAGAUGUAUUAUUCGAAAAUUUAUUGGAAAAUAUAACAAUGUUUGAUUCAACAUUUAAUUACGAUUUUAUAAAUAAAAAUAGUUCAACUAUGAUGAUGAUGAAUUCAUCAUUAUUACAUUCAACAUCCAUGAUAUCAAUAAUAAAAAUGGAUAAUCAUACUAAUUCACUAAUAUUAAAAUGGAUUGUACGAAUUAUUGGUGGAUUAUUAAUAGCAAUUGGAAGUAUAGGAAAUACAUUAAGUGCAUUAACACUUUCACGUAAAAAACUUCGUGUUCAAGUAACAAGUAUAUAUUUGAUUGCAUUAGCACUAUCCGAUCUCGGUAAUGUUUUCUUCAGUGUAUUAAAUUUUUAUCUCGUUCGUAUUAGUGAACAAAAUAACAUGCGUUUAUAUAAUAAUAUUGCAUGUAAAUUACAUAUUUUCUUUACCUAUUAUUUUAUUAAUUUAUCUCCAACAUUACUCGUGGCUGUUAGUGUCCAAAGAUAUUUAGCCAUUGCUAAACAUCAUUAUUCUAAACGUCAUUGUACAGUUAAAAAUGCUUACAUAAUUAUAACACUAAUUGUUGCUAUUUCAUUUUGUAUUCAAAUGCAUUGGGGCAUAUUUUAUGAACUGAGACGUGUACCAAAAAUAAAUAAACAAAAUAUUACUUAUAUAAAACCAGUGUGUAAUAUUAGUUUACAAUAUCCCACUUAUCUAUGGUUUCGUUCAAAUAUACUAGGUUAUUUACAAUGGUUUUUCUUUACACUUUGCCCAUUUGUUAUUAUGUUAAUUCUUAAUUCUUUAAUUUUAAAAGUUAUUGCGUCGGCUAAACGUGUUCAACAACGAAUAAAUAAUAAAAAUCAACGAAAAAAAAUAAAACAGCGUAAUAUGACAAUAAUGUUAUUAUCUGUUUCUUGUGUUUUUAUUCUAUUGACAGCACCUGCUUCAACUUUUAUGGCAUUUUCUCAUUUAUUUCAUGCACAUAGUGAAAAAUUUGGCACAUUAUGGAUUAUGUUCUCAUUAAUUUAUUAUACAAAUACAGCAGCUAAUUUUUUACUCUAUUUUUUAACCGCCGAUGUUUUUCGACAAGAAUUAAGAGUCAUGUUUUUCUCAUUACCAUGUUGUAAAAAAUUAUUAAGUAUACGAACAAAUGAGUGUACGACCGGUACGACAAAAAAUUUAGAACAACAGACGGAUGGUGAAGAAUUUUUAAAAAAAAAUGGACCGUUAGUAAAUGAUGAUCAACGUACAGUUAUAAAAACUACAGUUAAUACUCGUUUACUUGUUAUAAAUAAGAAUAGUCGUUUUAAUGAAAAUUCACAACUUUAA